AUGGCAUUCACGAGACAGUGUGAUGUCCCUUCUUCUACAAAUAUGUUUUCCCUUUGCACGCAGGACAUGAGUGGAUCAAAAGAGAUUGGAACCACAACAGUGGACCAAGUGACUCCCUACGAAAACGAAUCCAACGAUUCAAGCCACAUACGUAAAAACGAUUUGUUCAAUGAGAAGCCAGAUUUAUCAUCCAAGGGAAUACGCGACUAUCUUACUUCAAGAUGGUCCACCUUGUGGGAUUUGCCAUUGUACCACACCGACGAGAAAUGGUAUAAAGUAGUCAAUCCGUUUCCAGCAUUGAGAGGAAUGACAUGGAUGGAAUGGAAUUUCUACUUGUGUGGGUACUGUGGAUGGGCAAUUGACGCUAUGGAUUUCUUUUGUGUUUCGGUGGCAGUUCCUGAAAUUGCCCUUACUUUGGGUGUCAGUGUCACUGAUAUCACCUGGGGUAUGACUUUGGUUUUGAUGUUUAGAUCUAUUGGUGCGGUGAUUUUUGGUAUUGCUUCUGAUCGUUAUGGUAGAAAAUGGACUUUUAUUGUUCUUUGUGCAUUGUUUGUGGUUGUUGAAAUUGGUACCGGCUUGGUUCAGACUUAUCAGCAGUUCCUUGGUGUAAGGGCGUUGUUUGGUAUAUUGAUGGGUAGUAUGUUGCCUGUUACUAUGGUCACUGCAUUGGAGGUUCAACCCGUUGUUGCCAGAUCAGUCUUGUCUGGUUUCUUCUUACCAGGUUACUCAUUCGGUUACAUUUUGGCAAUGGUUUUCUAUCGAGCAUUCGCCAACACUUACAAAGAGGGUGAAGGAUGGAGAAGUUUGUUUUGGUUUAGUGGUGGUUUGAGUGUCUUGUUGGUUAUUUGGAGACUUUGUCUUCCAGAAUCGCCAGUUUUUCUCAAAAUGAAGGCCAAAAAGAAGAGAUUCAAUGAAAAGAAUAAAGUUAAGCACAAGUAUAUUGAUACCAGUGUUUUCCAAACCUUGAAGACCGAGUGGUUAUUGUUCAUUUACCUUGUCUUGUUGUACAGUGGUUGGAAUUUUACCACCCAUGGUGCUCAAGAUUUAUACGUCACUAUGAUCACCAAUCAAUUUGGAGUUGGUAUAGAUAAGAGGACAAUUAUUGUUGUGAUCAGUAAUAUCGGUGGUAUGAUUGGUGGUAUCAUUAUGGGUUCCUUUUCGGAAUUGCUUGGUAGACGAUUGACUGUGAUUAUUUGUAUGGUUUGGUGCUGUGCCCUUGUCUAUCCAUCCUUCUACAAUGCUGAUCAGAACUGGUGGGCCUAUGUCUUGUUGAAUGGUGGUAUUAUGGGUGCUUGGGGUAUUGGUCCUAUUUAUCUUUUGGAAAUGGUUAACAAAGCCAAUAGAACCUUGUUGGCCGGGUUGGCAUAUCAAUUGGGUAACUUGGUCAGUUCUGCUAGUGCCACUAUUGAAGCUCGUCUUGGUGAAGAGUUCCCAAUUCCAGGUGCUGCUCCUGGUGUUUACGACUAUGGUAAAGUCAUGUGUAUCUUUGCUGCUGCUGUUCAAAUUUACAUGGGAGUCUGCAUGUAUUUCGGUCCAGAGAGAUUCCAUGCUAAUAUGCAUGUUGAGGAUUCCGAUGAUGAGUUGCUUGAAGAAGGUGAGCUCGAUAGUGACAAGAAAGACGCGGACAAAGAUAAGAUGUAG
Messenger RNA from Lodderomyces theae, 1641 nucleotides. RefSeq lists its product as uncharacterized. Lineage: Eukaryota; Fungi; Ascomycota; Pichiomycetes; Serinales; Debaryomycetaceae. The record is from RefSeq and is a predicted model, not a curated record. Gene Ontology annotation, cellular component: plasma membrane. Gene Ontology annotation, biological process: plasma membrane lactate transport. Bases 1 to 1641 code for a protein of 546 amino acids. Gene Ontology annotation, molecular function: secondary active monocarboxylate transmembrane transporter activity. The transcript has a single exon.